This is a messenger RNA of Anisakis simplex (herring worm), 546 nucleotides long. NCBI's taxonomy places the organism in Eukaryota, Metazoa, Nematoda, Chromadorea, Rhabditida, Anisakidae. The record is from the annotation of a GenBank genome assembly.
AUGGCGAAACUGCGGGAGGUUUGUUUAGAACCAGCCACGGUCUCGCCAGAUCGCGAGGACGUCAGUAUCUCGUCAGUGGUACCGUCUCUUCCCGACCCUACCGGACAUUUCGCCCCCAAUCAGGCAUCCAAUCUUAAUAACAGUAAUAAUAAUAAUAAUAAUAAUAAUAAUAAUAAUAAUAUAAACAAAAACAGUAUGAAACAGCAAGCACGCAAAAUGGACAGUGACCAUGGAACGACGCCGUCGUUAUUUCGAACGGCCAGUGCGCAAUCGUUGCCAGCCACAUCGUCCGAUGGUAUCAGCGCGAUGAGCCUUUAUCAGCGGACUUUGUACAUGCUAGCCAAUGACCCAGGCUUCCAGAAGGAGGUAGCGUUGGGUAAACGUGUCGGAUUCUAUCGCCUCGGGAAAGAGCUUGGCUCGGGGAAUUUUUCAAAAGUUAAGCUCGGAAUACAUGUAUUAGCAAAAGGUGUGAUAUUUAAACUAUUUAUUAUUUUUCAUAUAUAUCUAUAUAAUAAUUUACAAUGUAUUUAUUAUUAUUGUUAUUAA